This is a messenger RNA of Rhipicephalus sanguineus (brown dog tick), 10737 nucleotides long. RefSeq lists its product as uncharacterized. The record is from RefSeq and is a predicted model, not a curated record. Gene Ontology annotation, molecular function: protein binding. Gene Ontology annotation, biological process: positive regulation of protein localization to plasma membrane; skeletal muscle contraction; positive regulation of voltage-gated calcium channel activity. Gene Ontology annotation, cellular component: extrinsic component of cytoplasmic side of plasma membrane. Lineage: Eukaryota; Metazoa; Arthropoda; Arachnida; Ixodida; Ixodidae.
GUCGUGGUGUUUCCAAGUACGUACGUCGUCUGAGCUCGUCGGCCAGGGGACGACGCGCGAAGCAACAUGUCGGCAGCCCAGGUGCUCACGCGAUACCUGAAACGCAACUCGCGUCGCCUGUCGCGGGAGAGCUGCCGGGAAUCGACGUCACUUCUCACGGAAUACGACGACCAGAUUCGCCAUUUUGUCAAGAUAGUGGCCGACUUCACGCAGCAACUCUCCAAGUUGCACUCCCGCCAUGCCGAGGAACUGCAACUACUCGUCGAGGCAUUCCGGAAGCGGAACUCGGAAUUACGAAAGGAACGGCCUCCGUACCACAGUAGUCUCUUCAGCUGUUGGGAAGUGCUUCUUCAAGAAGUUGAAGUCGACUCCCAGGUGCACGGCGACAUUUCGCGCUGCUUGUCCCAGCACAUGGGCGUGAUGCUGCUGGAGAAGACCUUCCACCGAAAGGCGCAGUCGCGGAAGGUCUUCCUGCACCGAGAGAGCUUCGAGAACAUCCUCGUGAAGGCCGAAGAACUGCUAAACAAGUGCCAGGGCGAGUACGCCGAGGCGUACCGGGCGGUGUGCCGCCGAGGCUGCACCGACCUGACGGCCGCUCCGUUGGACCAGCCGUCGCCCCUGAGCGCGUCCGAGGAGCAGGCGGCGCUGUCCGCCUACUACGACUGCCACAACGCGUACGUCCAGCAGCUGGCCGCCACCAACGGCAUGCUGGACGAGUACUACAGCUCGACGCUGCCCCGCCUGCUGGACGAGCUGCAGGACGUGUACUGCGACAUCAGCACCAUCAUAGCGCAGUCCAUGCUGGCCGCCUCGGAUGUCCUCGCAAACAAGGCUCGGGAGCAGGCGGAUCACUACGAGGCAGUGGGCUCGUCGUGCCGCGCCGUCAACGCGCGCAGUGACCUGGCUGGCUUCGUGCGAACGCUCUGCAGCACGGAUCCGCGCAACCCGACCGGAAGUGGCACAAUUCCGGCCACGCCCCCUCGGCACCCCUUCGUUCCGCCCAGGGCUGACGAUGAAUCCGUGUCCUCAGGGGACUCUCAGUUGCAGCAGCCCACCCUUGGGGAGCAGGUGAUAGUGGACCGGCUGGCUUCGCUGUCGGUGUCUUCGCGUUCCGAGAGCCUACGGCAGGACGUGGCCCAGCUCGAGGUGCAGGUGCGACAGCAGCAGGACACGCUCGACGCCCUGCUCAGGAUGCAGCAGAGGAGCUUGGAAUCAAGCCUUUACAACAAGGCCAAUGAACUUCAGGAGGACAUUAGUAUGAAAAGGUUUGAUCUCCAUGUGGCACAGAUUCACCUCGCAGCUGUCAAAGCCCAGUUCGCUCUGUUCCGGGGCAAGGAGGUAGAGGCGGACGGGGAGGAACGCAACUGCCGCGAGCGCAAGGCGUCUACCGCGGUGCCGGCGGUCACCGGCACCAUCAAGAACAAGUGGCUCAAGGCUUUCCGAAGCCUCAAGACCGGCAGCGGGGCCUCGGACAAGCCUGAUGGGUCGGACCGGAAAGGAAGCCACGCUGCUGGCGGCCCUGGUGGCGCAGGUGUGUCUUGGGACACGGGUCAACACGUGUUCCAGGAGUACACGUACAAAAAGGUGACCGCGUGCGACGUGUGCCGCGAAAUACUGCGCGGGCACGUGCGCCAGGGGCUCAAGUGCAAGCUGUGCAAGUUCAACGUGCACGCCGAGUGCCAAGACAAGGCCAGUCGGUGCCAGCCCAAGCCCAGACUUCUUCGAAGACAGCGGUCAGCAUCAGAAAUUGAGACAAAGAUAAUCCCAGCCGAACCUGAGGAAGAAAAGACGCCCAGCGCCACGCCGGAUGCGGUGGACCCCAUCUACCAGCUGCUGAAGCAGGCAGGCGACCUGGGCGGAUCGUCCCGCCGGGAACGUGGAGGGGGUGGCAUCGAAACCCCCUCGGCGCUGUCCCGGCUCGGACCUGGCGCGGACCGGGACGGCGGCGGAAGCAGUAGCGUCUCGUCCAGCGCGGCGUCACUGCAACAGCGCCGGCCCCGCUCGAACGCAUCGUCCUCGGCCUCUUCCUCGUCCUCACAUAUGCUCACCGUCUCCUCGCAUCAGCACCAUCCGUCGUCCUCUGCCCGUUGGAGACAGAUAGUAUCAGCACCUCACAGUCCCCAACGCAAGAAGUUGUCUCUCCGUAUGAAGAGUCUCUCCCUGGACAGCCCUGAGUCGAACGAGCACGCACAUCGUCGACGACAACUCACAGCUCCCCAAAGUCCGGUGCACGGUCGAAGGCAGCUCCUGAGCGCCAAAGCGGUGCGCAUGAGUUCGGUCGAUCUGCCCGACGACAACGAGAAGUCACUCAGCAGCGCCUCUACGUCACCCUGUCCUUCCCCAAAACCCCAUCGCCUGCUACCUACCAACCUCUACGUAGUGCUGUACAACUUCAGGAGUCGACAUCAGGACGAGCUCGAUCUCAAGGCUGGUGAUACGGUGACUGUGAUCGAUACCACAGACCCAGAUUGGUGGCAGGGCAAGUGCCUGGGCCGUGUGGGCUUUUUCCCGUCCAAGUACGUGGCCAAGCUCCAUUCGGGCGAACGGGCUCUGCAGGUGCUGCACUCCAUACAGGUCAUGGACGGGCAGGAACCCGUCAAGCUGCUGCGUGAUCAGAUCGUGAUCCAAGUGGCCGACGAGAUGGACGGCAAGGUGUUGGUGCGCACGGGGCUCGGCGACAAGGCGCUGCCUUGCCCACUGAAGUACCUACAGGAAGUGUGAACUAUUUCAUCCUCUGCCACGCGCUUCCGCUCCACCGGAUAUGACGGUGGUGGUGGCGCGGGAAGGAGAGUGAUACCUUCCGGGAAGCUACGCGAGUCACCAUCGUCGCCAACUUCCUUUCUCUCGCUCUCCGUGUACUUCCUCCACACAACCCCGGAAGCAUCAUCUGCAGUCGUUCAAGCUCGGCGACACGGCGGGGGCGAUCGUGACCGAACUGAUGGACGCAGUCGCCGUACCCGAUCAGUGCGCACGUUGAAGGCAUCUUCUUCAUUUUCCAGUUGUUUUUUAUUCAAUUCCCGAUUGUGUUUGCGUGCGGAUUUGCUCGGAAUGAAUCGCCAACGCUAUAUGCUCGACGUUCGUCGACUCAGGAGAAUGACCAUGUCCACGGAUAAGAUGUUAGGCCUAACGGUGAAGAUGUUCGGUCUAAUGGUGAAUUCGUUAGGCCUAACGGUGAAGAUGUUAAUCCUAAAGAGAAAAAAAAAACGCGCAGGGAGUGGACUAUGGUGCAACGCUGUUUUGCAGGUUGUGAUGGUUGUUGUCUUCUGAGAAGGUGUAACUGAUCCAACCGUUCUUUUUUUUUAUCUCAGUGAUUUGCUUCGUUACCACUGACUUCUCUGUAACGCUUCUACAUCUUCCCUUUUUAUCCGCGUACGAGCGCGCAUUCCAGUCCUUUAUUUCUAGCGGUGAGAGCAGUUAGCUGUUGCGUGGCUCGCACUGUUGAAGCAACAUCACUGCGAUUUCAGCGCAAGCCAAAUCGGCGUGACAAAGUGCGCCACGUUCGAAAAUCGGGGAUAUCUCCAAAUUUUUAUACAGUGGCGUUUAUACCGCAUUCUGAGUUGCGCAGACAUUGGCGCGUUUCACUCGCUAAUGAAAAGCACGACUUAUUUAACCGUCCGUUCCCAUAAGCACUCUCGGCGAAAGCCGCAGGUGGGGCUGCGCACGCUUGACCACAUUCGCUGAAAUUAUGUUGCUUUGUCUAUCGACUUAAAGAACUGGAAUGCAGUUCAGUGAUACAUGUCACCACACUACGCACUGUGACAGCCGGUGGCAUUGCAUAUGUGCAUCCUUCUGAUGACGUCAUUUAUUUUUGACAUUUUCGUUCUCGUCUUUUACACUCCUGUUACGGCACUCUUUGACUCGCGCUGUAGAUGCACUGCACUGCUGUUUGCUGAAAAGUUUACCGUAUUUCUCUUGGUAAUGAAUACUUUUUUUUACUAAGAAAGCAAGUCAUACUAGAGUAAAGCGGUGCAGUACUGGCAAGCAGCUGUAGAAGUUUGUCCUUCAGCAAACACUGCAAUGGUCAGCAAGUUCUAACACAUUUAAGCUCUGUGUCUACGAAAUGUUAUACGUUUAUCCAUGGACACCUGCGUGCAAAAUUCCGAGGCUAUUCUUUUUUUCUUUCGUGCAGGUGAAAGGAACCAGUCAGAAACCGAGCCCACGUACAUGGGUUUUAGCAACAAUAUUGCUAGCAGCUACUGCAAUCUUAGUUAAGAAGUGCGGUAUACAAAAUACCAUUGCAUACACACACACACACAUAGCAGCCAAAUUUGCGGCAAAAAAAAAAGCAAUUCUACGCCCCUUCUCACGUGGCUUCAGUUUAUAUUUCAGUGACGCGUGAGCGCCAUAUUUUACCUGUCACGUGAAUAGAAACUUUCGAACUGUUUUGCGGUCGAAACAACGCCGACAUUAGGCCCAAUUAACACACUCAGUGACGCAACACAAGAACGGCACAGCUCGCAGCGAAACGUAAGAGCACAGGCAAUUUGACCUCUUAUAGUAAGGACUAAAGACAGGCAACGCGUUUACUACCGAAUUCGUUGCUGUUGCCAGUACUGGCACCGUAAAUGUCGCGCACGAGUUUAGUCGCGCCGUCUUUGCUUUACUGGGCACAUCUGUGAACCUUAAGGCUCAUUCGCACCUGCGACGUGCACCGGACGCACGACUAUUUGCGCCUGGCGCCCAAAAAAGCGACUCAAGGCGACUGACGUUCACACCUGCGCCUCGUGGGAUUCACGUAUGCUCGCAUAUGGCUCGCAUUGCCAUUGGCCCGUAAAAUAACCUGACGUCAUGCUGCUGCGCAUGUGAUUGGUUCAGACGUGUGCGAAUGCAGUCGCGCGACUGAAAAAUCGAGCAGCGAGCGAUUGAGCCGAGCUGUGGUCGCAAAGCGACCAAAGCGGCCAAUGGCGACCAGUCGCUUCGCGACUAACUUGGUCGCGCGACCGGUUUUAUAGUCGCACGUGUGAACCAGCCUUGACAUGAUUAUCAGUGUUUAUCCGCACCUUGCCACUCUUCCUACGCACUGCGAUAAGCUUUUCUCAAUUCCUAUUGCCGUCUUCGCCGUUGUCGUCAAAUAGAUACGUUCUAAGUACAGUGGUCACAGAGAGCUUUAUUUCAUCCCUGGGUUUGUUUUUCGUCCGUUUAUUUCUUUCUUUUUUUUUUUCGUAACACCGCGAACCCACGCAGGCGACUGCCUCAAACCACGGUAGCCAACACCAACGUCUUCUCAAUCGUUCACCGCAGUGCUUGAAGCUGUUGGUUGGUGGUGGCGCUUUUCAAGGCGAAACCACUGUUCUCCGUCAUCCACGUAUAUAUUGACCCAAACGCGUCGCUACUUAUAGGCAUUGAUUAGAAGUAGUCGGUGAUUGCACGGGUGCAAUUUGCGUAGGUCGCAUUGACCGUGCUCAGUGAAACGUUUAUUGCCGAUCCUGCCAUGGACGCGAUUUCGUCGAAAGCAGUGGAAGUGUCGCUUCGGAAAACAACUCCUCAAGCUAACUUGUUUCGGGCUGUGUUUAUUUCAUAUCGACACCGGGUGAGGCCGGUGAUCUACAGAGAGAAUAUCGGCUUUAGUGCAUACUUCCUUGUUCAUUUAUUUAUUUACUUGAAAGCAAACAAAUUCGAAUUCAAUUAAGUUUACUUAGUGAGACUAGAUAUUUGUAAUACGUAUGCUUGAUACCAGCGCUGUUCAGUACUUCUUAAAAAAAAUCCCGGCUGAUCCCACGAAUUGUGAGAAUCGGUUUCAUGCGAAACAGUCAGCGAGUAGCUGCCUCCAGGCAGCUACUCGCUGACUACUUCGAAUGCCUCGCUGACUGCAGAAAAAAUGCAGGAUAUAUGCUGCAUUUUUUUGGCUACAAGCCAAGCGUUACGAGGUGGAUCGACGUGCUUGUGUAUAUGGAGUAGUGUUCAUAUUGUGGGCUUACCAGGCAUGUCGACUACACUGGCGCUUGAAGGGUAGAUUAUGACCGAGGUUUAUUAUUAGUUCCAGCCAAAGCGUCACUUCCUCUGCUCGACUUAUGUAGUCACAAGAUAUCUUACGGGAGAGCAAACUAGUUUGUUUCGCACUACAGUGGCGUUUCCUGGUACGUUGUAUAAAUCGAUGUUGUCGUAUACAUAAAAGAGAUACUGCGCCGAGUACGUAAGCUAGUUUGACAAAUGAUGAGGGCUUAUACGACUGUUGAAGAGGGUUUUUUCGAAGGUUGUUCUUGUUGUGAGCUAAGUCAUAUUGCAUAUACUAUAACAAACGAGCUCAAGACUGGCAUAAGCUGCUUGCUUCCGAGUACUUUGGUAGUUCCGUGUCGCGAUAUCAAGGUAAAGGCGGCCGAUAAGUUGAGAUGGCUGCGCAUUCAAGCCCCCAAGUCGCGGCGUUAAAUAUAUCGUUACAGUUAUUUUAAAGUAAGAACUCUACAGGUAUACGUGAGUUUUGAGAUCGUUUCAUUUACACAGGGAGCGCCGUUUACGAACAUAGUCAGUUACAAAUGUGUUGAAAAAAAUUGCGGGCAGUGAACAGCCGCAUUGGUCAGUCACAAAAUUCGGUCACGAAAUUUGGCCACGAACCCCGGCACACACAUUGAUUUUAUUUACAAUACCUCCAGUUUCACUUUGAGACCAUAACAGGUGGGCAUAAGAUUACACAUAAAUAGCUGUUUGACGUACACAUGUAUAACAGUUACCAAAAUCUGAAGCACGACCAACAGUUGUAGUCAACAACAGUUACAGUAGCACGUUCAAGCUAAACAAGUACAAAAAAUAUGUGACCAUGUAAUAUAGUUUGUGAAUAUGUUAGUAUAACAAACAGGUUUAAUGAUAUAUUGACUAUUAAAAAGGGACAAGUCUCAAAAAUAGUACAUUUCAUGUUACCAUUGAGUAUCCAUGGGUAUUACAGUGUCGCAAAAAAUAAAUACAACAAAGAAGUAUUAGCUGUAGUUCCGACAAUGAAAGUCAUGACAAUUACACACAAAUUAAAACUUUUUCCUAACAACCUAAAUCGUCUGCCAAUAACUUAACAAAUUAAUAAGCGACAAAUGUGUAAAUGUGCUAUGGUCUUUAAUGACUGAGCCUCAUAAACAAAUCGUAAAUUCAGCACUUGAAAUCUGCAUACUUCAGUGAUAGAGCUACAUGUGGAAUGUGGCUUUCUAGUCUCUCCUGUGGGGUGUGCAAAUUUUUUUUUAUUUGCACCCAUUCUCAUACAUACGUGGAAGGUAGGAUAGCACGGAAAUACACUCUUCCUCAUUUCGAAGUGGAAACCCAGUCGGGCAGCACCAAGCAGCUAUGCCGGCCUUGCCAGAUGUAAAUACCUUGUACAUUCUGCUGCACCGUGAUUUUUUUCUUCUAACAUUGACGCACCACGCACUGAACUUAGUGAGACUCAAGAGAAACGUUGACAAUGCGCGCGCGUCGUUUGAACUCAUAACACUGCGGAGACACGGUUACUUGAUCGAGUUAUUCGUAGACUGUUUUAUCGUACCUCGUUGGACGUUCGUGAAAGGAUCCGGUAGAGGGAUGCGUGUCUGGUCACACACACACACACACCGCACAUAUCAUAGUUCGAGAGCUCUCGUACAUCGUACGAGGUUAUACUUUUAUGGCAACUCGAUCGAUGUUAGUUGUUUCGAUCGUUUACUGCAACGACGCGUAUGACUGCGCAAAUAGAGCAAGUUUGAAAAUAUUGCGCGGAAUACGAAUGCUUGAAGCCGAAAACAGAUCGCUUCAGAAAAUAAAUGCCAGGUUUGUCGAAAACAGAACGCAUCCUCUCUCAGAUAUUGAGCUGUGAAUAAAACGUUCAUGUAUUUGAGUAAGUGUGCUCGCGCUUCUCGCCGCUUAAAACAUCUUUUUCUUUCGUCUAAGCAGCGAGGAAAGAACUAUUAGACUUUCAUAUAAAAACAAAAGAAUCAUGUGUUGCGGAGAUAGUUUCCAUCACAGAAAUCUGAGAAUAGUGAGUGCAAUAAAAAUGAAUGUACAUGCUCUAAAAUUUCAGUAUGAAGAAUCGUGACCACAUUGCAAUGCGUAAGCGAUGCGUUGUAAUCGAAAACGCUGUAAUACCUGUGUUUGACAGAGCAAUGGAAAAACUUCAGGCCUCGCAAGACUACGAUAGAGUAUGAACUAAAAGAAUAACGCGAUCAGUCAAUAAUCAGUGCUUUCUUUUGCUUCUGAAGUGUUGGUUUUCACUGACUUGGUUAUAUGUUACGAAGUCCUAAGUCAAGUACUUAUAAAACACAGUAUUUUCUAUUAUCUCAUUCUCUUGUUCCCGUGUAUUUUUCUUCCUUUUUAUCAUGCCCCGAGUUGUUCGAAUGACGCUUGAUGUAUAUAUGGUUGUGUUUGUGUGUUCCAAUACUUCCACUGUUGUUCGAUCACCACUUAAAGCCUCGUUCAUUUUUUUUUUCUUGGUUACGUUAUGUUUCUACUGUUUCCAUGUAGAGGCUUCCUCGGGUGGCCUUGGUUUUGACUGUCACGCACCGAACGACGCGACAAUGAGUCCCAUCGAAUUUUCAUGUACAUUUCGCCAACUAAGAAGUUUCCGAGACUGCUGUUUUCUUUUUCUUUUUUUCUGAACUAUGUUGUGUACCUACUAUCAGGGGCAGCUAAAACCUUUCGACAAGCUAUAGCUUGUCAAUGAUAACUAUUCCUUUUGCUGAGAAAAAAUACAAAUGCCUAGAAGCAUUUUCAUAGCACAGACUCUGUACUGGUGACUUUUCAUACGAUAACCACGCGUCACGUAAGUGCAGGGGACAGCGGAGGCUCGAUGUGAUGAGCAAUCGUUCAACAGGGAAUGCCGCUGUAGCCAACGACGUUUAGGCAAAGAUGACUUUGCUCUUCUUCAGGGUAGGAACCUGACGAAGACAACGUAGUUUUACUGUUAUUAAGGUGAAUAUGCUGUUUGUUGUUGUUGCUAAAUAGUGUUCAUCCUUUGUUGUUUUGUUGCUGCCUGUAAAACGGGGCCGUGGGCCACGUCAUGACUUACUGGCUUUUUGUCCACGGUCCUCAACAUCGGUUGUAUGUUGAAAUAAACUUGAUUUGAUAUGAUUUGAAAUAUUAUUGUCGAAACGUUCGCUCCAGCGAUAGACAUUCCCUGUUGGACGAUUUCUCGAUAACAUUACGCGACAGUUCCCGCUGGAACUCGGCUAAUUGUGUUUGCCCAGCUUGCCUGAAUUCAAGCUGGUACAGGUUUCAAGCUUUAGCGGUUACCGUGAGCCAACCUCGCAAUUUAACUAGUCUGAGCGUUGCGCUUUGCCAUUGUACGUACAUUUAUCGAAUCGUGACAGUGAUCUUGGACUAUUUAGGUUGCCUCUACAGCUAGUUGUCGAUUUCAUCGAAAUUUCCUUACGUUUCUCAGAAAAUUCGGUAAAUCUCACGACCCGCGCAGGUGACCUGUGAACCGCGCCCAGACACGACGGGAAGUGACGUACGGGAAGCUUUUGAAAGCGUGAUUCACAAAGCAGCGCAAUUUAGAUCGAGAGUGUUACGUUUAAAGGCCAGAAACGCUUUCACAAGUCUAUCUAGAGGUUCGGGUUGUGAACACGUGUAGCUAAUAAAAUAGCAGUACAAAGAGACAUUAGAAGAAGAAAAGAUAAGCGCGUGUGUUAACCAACUUCUUUGGAGUCGAGAGUCGCACAGUCGCUAUUUUUGUAUAGAACUUCAGAAAAAAUCAUUAUCGAUAACGUGUGUUGUGCACGUACGUACAAGUGCAGUGAAGUGGUCCCAGUGGUAUAAUCCCUUUCUGCCCCAUUCAGAGCUUGGUAUUGCCAACAGCUAUAUAGUCUUGUCUAUUUGUCGAGCGUCGUCAGCUCUUUCGGGUGUACUUAUAACCAUUCAAGCGUCGAUAAACGACUAGGACGAAUGCAGUAAACGCUCAGUGACGUACGUACAGAUCCUUGCAGUUAGAUAGAACCAGUCGUGUACAGAAUGAAGUCUAACGACCAAACGAUCCACUUAGGUAUUACAAGAUUAGAUGAAGUCGAGCUAGUAAAACGCGUUAGGGGCCACAACACAAAACGACCGUCUGCUAAACGAGGACGACAUGUUGGUUCUUUCGUUUUGUUAACCUACGAUUACGUAUCUGCCUUUAUCGCCGUCUGAUUAACGCCCUGUUCGUAGGUUCACGAGCGAGUCACGUUGUGCGCAUGCGCAGACAGGCAGCACGUGACAAACACGUAACAUAGUGGGAUGUAUAGAAACGUGCUUAUCAAAAACGUUGUCAGGACUCGCCUCCCUUGAGCAUCGAGUUCGGGCAGCCAGUUGCAUGCGAGAUCCUGACGUCACAUGUCAUAAGAGUCGUGACGUCCGUAUGACUGGACGUCCUUCAGACAAGUGUCACCGUUUGCUUGACCCUGUCUGCCAGCAGACGGGCUUUAUAUAUAUAUAUAUAUUACGGUGUGAUUUUGCACACGUCACACAUGUACUGCGUACACGAACCACACGAUCUCUGUAGUUCGCACACACUGUUUUUUUUUUUUUCGCUGCCAUGUUCUUGACCUUGUAGGUGAUGUCUUGACCACACGUGCACAGCGUCAUAUGUAGCCUGAAAAAAAAAAAAACCCUGCUUCUCUUCCACAGGUUCAUCGUAUCGUAGAGUUAAGCGUGCAUAAAAAGAAACUCUCUGCCAAAGAUGGGAAAGUGAUUUUUGGAUGAGAGAUACGUGAAGAUGUUCUAUUCACUGUUUCGUCGCGGUUGACUGCUUGACGACGACGUACCGCGGAGUCAUUGACCUUUUAAGAAAAAAAAAAGUAUGAAUAAUAAAAACAG